ACCCUUCCCCCUCCCGGUCCGAUCCCCGCGUAGACCCCUUCCUCUCCUCCGACUGCCCCCUUCUCGACGCUGCCAAGGGUACAUCCGUCGCAAGAACUACUGAUAGAAAAUUCGCCGCAAACCCCGUCGUUAUCGCAAGAGGGAUUCCUACCCGCCCUCUUGGUGGGAACAGAUAUGGAUCGUGAUCCUCAAUUCCUUCCUCCCCACUCCCUCUCCAGCUUUUCCAGACACUUUUCCUGACCCUAUUGGAUAUCAGACACCAUUCCCUCGAUCCUUUUCUUCCACGGGAUUUUUAGCUGUGGUGGUUGCAUCCAUAAACUCCACUUGUUGGCAAUUUCUUUCUGAGCUCCAUGAACCUCCCUCCUGACAAGGCCCGUCUCCUCCGGCAAUACGACAACGACAAGAAAUGGGACCUCAUUUGCGACCAGGAAAGAUUUCAGGUGAAGAACCCACCCCACACAUACAUUCAGAAACUGAAGAGCUUCCUUGACCCAGGAGUCACCCGGAAGAAGUUCCGUCGGAGGGUGCAGGAAUCCACCAAAGUACUGAGGGAGCUGGAGAUCUCUCUAAGGACCAACCACAUUGGGUGGGUGCGUGAGUUUCUCAAUGACGAAAACAAAGGCCUGGAUGUGCUGGUGGAUUACCUCUCCUUUGCUCAGUGCGCAGUGAUGUUUGAUUUUGAGGGUCUGGAAAGUGGCGAGGAUGGAGCGCUAGAGAAGCUGAAAUCCUGGAGCAGGUCCAUAGAGGAUCUGCAGCACCCCAGCACCCUGUCUGCACCCUACGCCAACAGCCUUGCUCGCUCUGCGCGCCAGUCUGCUCUCCGAUACACCACCCUUCCCAGCAGGAAAGCCCUCAAGAACUCACGGCUGGUUAGCCAGAAAGAUGACGUCCAUGUGUGCAUCCUGUGCUUACGGGCCAUCAUGAACUACCAGUAUGGAUUCAAUUUGGUCAUGUCACAUCCUCAUGCUGUUAAUGAGAUUGCCCUCAGCUUGAACAAUAAGAACCCCAGGACAAAAGCCCUGGUGCUAGAACUGCUGGCAGCUGUUUGUUUGGUGCGCGGUGGCCAUGAGAUCAUUUUGGCUGCUUUUGAGAACUUCAAGGAGGUUUGCAAAGAGCAACACCGCUUCGAGAAACUGAUGGAGUAUUUCCGCAACGAGGACAGCAAUAUUGACUUCAUGGUAGCCUGUAUGCAAUUCAUCAACAUCGUGGUACACUCAGUUGAGGACAUGAACUUCCGUGUGCACCUACAGUACGAGUUCACCAAGCUAGGUCUGGAGGAGUUCUUACAGAAGUCAAGGCACACAGAAAGUGAAAAGCUGCAAGUGCAGAUCCAGGCUUACCUGGACAACGUGUUUGACGUGGGCGGGCUGCUGGAGGAUGCUGAGACCAAGAAUGUGGCCUUGGAGAAAGUGGAGGAGUUGGAAGAGCACUUAUCACAUUUGACAGAAAAGCUGCUGGAUCUGGAGAAUGAGAACAUAAUGAGGGUAGCAGAGCUGGAGAAGCAACUGUUACAGCGGGAAAAGGAACUGGAGAUUGUUAAGGAAACGUACGAAAGCGCCAGCAACCAAGUGCAUACCCUGCGGAGAAUCAUCAAAGAGAAGGAGGAGGCUUUCCGGCGUCACUAUACCUCGCGACCAACGGUGGGUGACCAUCUGCCACUGCCACCACCUCCAGAGGUCGAGGUCAACUUCAGCGACAUCCCAGAGGAUGACCUCCGCCUCCCAGUCCUGCCUCCCAUGGAGGCUGCCCCUCCACCCCCACCUCCGCCUCCACCUCUUCCCCCACCCCCUCCUCCACUACCAGAUAAGUGUCCUCCAGCCCCACCGCUUCCUGGCACAUCCCCCUCUAUGAUCCUUAGUAUGGGCUUAUCAGCGAUCCGAAUUAAGAAGCCCAUCAAGACCAAAUUCCGCUUGCCGGUCUUUAACUGGACGGCACUGAAGCCCAACCAGAUUAGCGGCACAGUCUUCAGCGAACUGGAUGAUGAAAAAAUCUUGGAGGACCUUGAUCUAGAUAAGUUCGAGGAGCUCUUUAAGACCAAAGCCCAGGGCCCAGCCAUUGACCUCCUCUGCUCAAAGAACAAGGCAUCGCAUAAAGCAGCCAAUAAGGUCACCCUGCUGGAAGCCAACCGGGCCAAGAACCUUGCCAUCACAUUGCGCAAAGCAGGGAGGACUACUGAGGAGAUCUGCAAAGCCAUCCACACGUUCGACCUGAAGACGCUACCAGUGGACUUUGUAGAGUGCCUCAUGCGUUUCCUGCCAACGGAGAAUGAGGUUAAGUUGCUACGGCAAUACGAGAAGGAGCGGAAGCCGCUGGAGGAGCUAACAGAUGAGGAUCGUUUCAUGCUGCACUUCAGCAAGGUGGAGCGCCUGACGCAACGCAUGGCUAUUAUGGCAUUCCUGGGCAACUUCAGUGAAAACAUCCAGAUGCUCAUGCCGCAACUCAGCGCCAUCAUUGCUGCCUCGGCAUCUGUCAAGUCUUCACAGAAGCUCAAACGUAUGCUGGAGAUCAUCCUGGCCCUUGGCAACUACAUGAACAGCAGCAAACGUGGUUCGGUUUAUGGUUUUAAGCUGCAGAGUCUUGAUCUGCUGUUGGACACCAAGUCGACGGACCGGAAGCUAACACUCCUGCACUUCAUUGCCAUGAUGGUGAAGGACAAGUAUCCAGAGCUGAGUACCUUCUGGCAAGAACUGCACUUUGUGGAGAAGGCAGCUGCAGUAUCCCUGGAGAAUGUGCUGCUGGACGUCAAGGAGCUGGGACGUGGAAUGGAGCUGAUCCGACGAGAGUGCAGCUUGCACGAGCACAGCAUCCUGCGUAAUUUCCUGAGCGCCAGUGAAGGGAAGCUGGACCGACUACAGAAAGACGCAAAGACUGCUGAGGAGGCCUACAACACUGUUGUGCGCUAUUUUGGCGAGAGCCCCAAGACAACACCGCCGUCUGUUUUCUUCCCGGUCUUUGCACGCUUCAUCAGAUCCUACAAGGAUGCAGAGCAAGACAAUGAACUGCGCAAGAAACAGGAACAGGCCCAACGGGAGCAGGCAUUGGCCCAAGAAGCCAAGAGGCUGGAGAAGUUGCCUUUGCAGCGCAACAAGUGGCAGCAACAAGAGCUGAUUGCUGAGCUGAGGCGGCGGCAGGCCAAGGACCACCGGCCUGUUUAUGAAGGCAAAGAUGGAACCAUUGAGGAUAUUAUCACCGAAUCCUGCAUACCCUGCCUUUCCAAUAGGCUAAUGCUGCAUUCCCAACGGCCCAGACCUGUUUCUUUUUUGCCAAAGGAAAAAAAAAACUUCCAUCCUUUCAAAGAUUUUAAACUGAAGAACCAAAGGGACAUUUAGGAAGUGCCUUACUGCGACAGUAUUAUUGUUAUUCUCUUAUUAUUUAAGGUGUAUUUUUUAAUCUGUACAUAUAUGACAAUUCCCAUCAGCCCUUCGCACUGCUGCCCCUUGCUCAGUCAGCGCUGAACAGAUGAGACUGUUUGGGCUCUUUAGAAGAGCCUUUGGCCAGCAGGUGUCUGACUUCCUCCUUCUAAAGCCUCAGUCCUUUGAGCAGCUGGACCAAAAUUGCACUUUGACUUUUCAGCAACUUGUCUUUAGUGGAUGGCGAUGAUGGACAUCAUCACGGUUAGGUCCUGACACUAUGCAGUGGGGAAGGAGGGGGACAGUAUUUCCAGUAGUAGACCUUUGUGUAUGGUGCUAGUCUUGCAGACCAGCAAUGUUUUUCUGGAGCAGGCUUCAGCAGUGCAGUGGUCUUCUUGGAGCAGGCUGUGAACUGGCAUUGAGGAGUUUAAAAGGUAGGCUGUGGUGGCCUUUGGGGGGGGAAACCACUGGAACCCUUCUUCAAAAGAUAAAACCUUCAGACCCAAAGUCUCAGGUCUCAACUACCUGGUGUAGGCACAACAGGGAAGCGACAGUGGUGAGCCAACCAUUGGCUUAUCAUAAGAAAGAUCCUGGGCAGUUACAGGCAACUUUGGACACUGCCCAAGAUUAUAAAAAAAUAUUUUCCAGAGGACCAAAUUCUGCUUCCAGUUCAUGUGUGGUAUUUUAGAUACAACUCUCUUUUCAUUUACUGGACCAAACACCUUAACUCUCACCAGGACCAAUCUAGUAUGCCUCUUAUGUCCCCUUCAAGCCCUCAGAACAAGUGCCAUAAAGACCUGCCAGGGAUGGAUGGAUCAGUCUAGUUCUAGUCUCCAUCAAUUUUGCAUGUAUUCAUUCAUAAGUCUGCUUCUGCAUUAAUCUGUCUUUUUUUUUAAAGUACCAAAAUCCAUAUUUAAAUCUAUGUGUGCAUUUCUAAAUGCAUUUUAUCCUAAAUACAAUUUUUUUACGCAUUUUGGUACAUUGAUCUGAGAGCUUUUAUCACAAAAUUUGGAGAAAGUGCAAAAUCUGAAGGAGAAUUGCAUUCUGAUCUGUGUUUUAGUCCAUGAGGUGUGAAUUAGGUCAGUACACUUUAAAAAGUGGACCACAUAAAAUUCUCCAGCAUUCCUAAGGCCAGUCCCAAAAAUAUUUGGACACCUGCUGCCAAAAAACUAAAUUGUAGCCUGAGAAUCCUAAAGAAAUUAGGUGCUGCCUAGCAGGUAACCGAUUAAAAAGAAGUGAAGCAUUAGCACACAAUAGGGAGCCAUUUUGCGUCCUUUAAUGCCUUACAGACAAAAUGGCAUCCCUCUUGACUUUCCACUAAAUAACAUAGAGCAAUACCCACUAGACAGUUCACCAGUGCAAGUUUCAUUGAAAUGAGUGGAAUGAACUCAUUCAUUUUAGUGAGGUUUGCUGCAAAAACUUCCCAGUCAAUAUUACCUCAUAAGUCAAACUUUUAAGGGCGCCUGGAAUCAGCUGCCUCUAGCACCUGACUCAUCAUACUAAAAUGGUAGGACCACCACUGGCCCUUGUUCUUUAGCGGCUGAUUGCUGCAUUGCUGUUUGAACCUAGGCCUCAAAUGUUAGGCCAUGAUGCUUCUUGAGACAAUCAGAACAAGAGGACCCACUUUAAUAUCCUCUUAACCUGCUUUAAUUUUUUCCCUCGACCAAAGAUUAUUGUCCGUAAGUUAUUAGAGCUGCAGACAGCAUUAGGAUAAAGCCAUUUGACAAUGAAA
Messenger RNA from Rhineura floridana, 5082 nucleotides. RefSeq names its product formin like 3 (gene FMNL3). Lineage: Eukaryota; Metazoa; Chordata; Lepidosauria; Squamata; Rhineuridae. Gene Ontology annotation, biological process: cell migration; regulation of cell shape; cortical actin cytoskeleton organization. Gene Ontology annotation, cellular component: cytosol. The transcript has 26 exons. Bases 351 to 3329 code for a protein of 992 amino acids. Gene Ontology annotation, molecular function: actin filament binding; small GTPase binding. The record is from RefSeq and is a predicted model, not a curated record.